Lindgomyces ingoldianus is the source of this 486-nucleotide messenger RNA. RefSeq lists its product as uncharacterized. The transcript has 2 exons. The record is from RefSeq and is a predicted model, not a curated record. NCBI's taxonomy places the organism in Eukaryota, Fungi, Ascomycota, Dothideomycetes, Pleosporales, Lindgomycetaceae. Bases 1 to 486 code for a protein of 161 amino acids.
AUGAGUGAGACGGCUCACCCCCUCAAGUUUCGCCCGACAUUGCGUACUCCCACCAAUUUCUUUCUCUAUUCUAUUGAAGGCUCUGUACAGAGUACUUUGCCUCAGUUUCAAACUGUUUUUCGUACAACAUCUGGCGAGUCGAUUUGUGCCAAUGCUAAGUGUGGCAGACCGCCACAAGGAUUACGCGCUGUUGACUUCGUUAUCAGAAUUGCUUUACCAGUAGGAAAAAAAGCCAAAGCACAACGCGUUGCACCCACACAAGCCACCAUAUACCUUCGCACAACCUACACCCCAACUCACCUACAAGUCACCCCACGUGUGGGCCAUCAAUUCCGGAUACGCUAUGUAGUCAGGAUGUGGCCAAUUUCCACUAAACAAAGACCAAAGCUGGUAAGUAGAACAUGCCAGCACCCAUUGAGGCAUGAGCAAGGACAAUUUGAUGUAUUAAACAUCAUUGUAGAAGUAGGAAGGAUGCUCAAAGGAUGA